AUGAUUCACUUAAAUCUAAACAUCUUCAUUGUGGGACUCUUGUACUAUAUUUUAUCAUAUAUACUUGAUUUUACUAUUGCAAUAGAUGUUGCACUUCAAACCCAGAAAGGAAUAAUAUAUGGUCGACAAACUCAAUAUUCAACCGAAUACUUAGGAAUUCAAUACGCUAAAGUAUCCAGAUGGAAACCUCCCAUUGAUCUUGUAUCUGAUACUUUUCUCAACGGUACAUUUUAUGCAACUUCAUUCGGUCCCUGUUGUCCUCAACGACCUGCGGGAAUAUAUAUAGAUAGACAAGACGAACAAUGUUUAUAUCUAAAUAUUUUCACUCCAAUAGGUGUAUCGAAUCAAUCAUUACUACCGGUUCUCGUAUGGAUACAUGGUGGCGGUCUACAAAGUGGUUGCUCAUCACAGAGUAUUCCUACGUUGUACAAUGGAACAAAUAUUAUUGCUAAUUCACCUCAACAGUUGGCUAUUAUUGUAACAAUUAAUUAUCGAUUAGGCGUUCUAGCUGAUAUGUAUCUACCGGCUUUGAUCGAAGAAAAUUCAUCAAACUGGCCAACAGCGGGUAAUUAUUACUAUUUAGAUAUGUUGUCAGCAUUGCGUUGGAUUAAUAAAAAUAUUCGCGAUUACGGUGGUAACCCGAACAAUGUUCUAUUAUUUGGGGAAAGUUCUGGAGCCAAUGCAGUUGUAGACAUUGGCGCAUUAAAGGGAUCACUCAAUCUCUAUCAACACAUUAUAGCACAAUCAGGCGGAGCUGGUCAUUAUUUGUAUUAUUCAAAUGUGAGUGAUGCGAUUGGCGUGUCAAACACAGUUGUUCAACAAAUGAAUUGUACAAGCGAAAGUAAUUCAUUAGUUCUUUCUUGUUUACGUAAUUCUUCAAUUCAAAAUUUGAUCAAUGCCUAUGGUAAUCGUCAAACAAAACCAAUUAUUGAUGGAUAUUUUUUUCCAUUUUAUCCACCUUUGGCAAUACAGAAUGGAAAAUACAAUCCAAAUAUCACAAUGAUUAUGGGCAAUAAUGAAUAUGAACAUCUGAUAUGUUUUGAAAAUCCUGAUAUGAACUCAACAGAUGCCAUAUCAAUGAUAAAUCAAGUGAUAGGACCCAAAUGGUCACCGUUGGUUAUCAAUUAUUAUCAGCUAAACAGUUGCUCUUCCAAUAGAAACGCUACGAAUCGUUGCUGUAAUGUUAUUCGUUUAUUGCUAAUGGAUAAAUUCUUUGAUUGUAGUGUCCUCCGAAUAUACAAAAAUUUAUACAUGAAAUAUCAGCAACAACAGCAAUCGCAAAAGUUGUUUUGGUAUCAUUUGGAUUGUAAUCCGGGAAUAUGUCCUCAAUUAUCAGUUGAAGAAGGUGCUGGUAUAUGUGCUCAUACACAAGAAAUUCCAUAUGUCUUUGGAACUAUCAGUACUUAUAGUUCAAUGAAUUCCUACAACUGCACAUGGGAUAAUCAAACACGAAAAUUUUCGAAUGAGAUUAUUUCACAUUGGAUCAAUACGGCUCGAACAGGAGAACCUUUGCAAUCAUGGUCAAUGUAUUUUCCAACUGCAGAAAAAUAUUUUCAAAUUACGCCUUAUUAUGAAUCUUCAGCUCAACCAUGGAAUAGAAAUUGCUCCGUAUUUGAUCAGAUUGAAGAGGAAGAAACACGCCUUAUGUUUCAAAUGAACAGUGGACACUAUCGCACUAUUAACAAGAUCAUCUUGUUCUACAUCAUCGUAUUCCAAAUGAAAUCCUUCAUCAUUAAUUGA
Molecule: messenger RNA, 1740 nt
Organism: Rotaria sp. Silwood2
Lineage: Eukaryota; Metazoa; Rotifera; Eurotatoria; Philodinida; Philodinidae
Source: the annotation of a GenBank genome assembly